ACGUGCGUUGCAUUUACGAUGCCGACCAACGCAUCGAUGGAAGCAGCGCACUCGCAUCCCUACCUUCGUGAACCUCUACUCUACAUCACUAAUCUACCAGCUUCUAUCUCUGAUGAAGCGCUCGCUGCUCAUUGCCGGGCAUGUCAAGUCCGGUUUGACAAGUUGACCAUUAAACGAGAGCCAGAUGCGCAGACUGUGUCGGGAAUAAUGGAGUUUCAUCAUCUGAGAUUGGCGGAAAAGGCGCUUGCUACUCUACAAUCACGCCCACUUUCAGGGACCUUUCCACCCAUUCACCUCUUUAUAUCUUCUUAUUCACCGGAAAAUCCACCGAAUCCUCUUCCACUUCUCCCUAGACCGGUUGUCAUGCUGGUGGAAAAUCUACCUCCUGGUUAUUCAGAGUCAAAGCUUUACGAUUUAUUCAGACCUUACGGUGCAAUUGAUUGGGUGCAAACUCGGACAUCUUUUGGACUUGAUACUGGAGUGGUUGAGUUUUGGAAUGAGGGGGAUGCAGCUCGUGCUGUGGAGGAGCUGCGUGGAGCUUAUAUCGAAGGCUGGAACAUUACUAUCCGCAUACCGUUACCAGAAUUCCUCACUAUCCAUCGACCUUAUAGUCCGUAUCGCCCUCCGAGCGCCGUACACAAUGAGCGGGGUUCACGUGGUGGGAGCCUACGGAUUCCGAGUACGUGCUCUUGCCUUCUCGAAGGGCGACAUUACGAAAACAUCGUGCUGGACGAUAUUAUUCCAGGAAGGCCGGAGCAGAUUCACCGUAUGAUGUUCAUUGAUAUUCAAGAAAAAGGGUUCAUGGACAAUUUUUUACGGUCAAAUCAAGGGAUGACGUACAUUGAACACUCCCCCUGGCUUCCAUCCUCUCCUGGAUCUGGAUCGUUUUGGCGCACGGCGUCGUAUAUCAAACCUCUCGAUAACGAGCCAUUCAAUCUCAAAUCCACGGAUUGCGAUAUAGAAAUCACAAUCGAUCAUGAAGAUUUUACAGAUUUUACUUCAACCAUUUUAUCUACCAACUGCCUCGAUGUACCAAGUUCUCGAGAUUUUACUAUCAAGACGAGGAUUUGCAUCAUGUGGGAAAACUUAGGAGCCACUCGGAUGAUUGUUACCACAGAAGUCGAAUGGUCAGGACCCAGCUACAUCAAGGACAUCGUUGAGCGCGCUUCUCUUGAAGGUCAAAAGUCAUAUUACGAAGCUCUUCAUCUUGAAAUGUUGAGAUACAUCGGUGUCGGUGAUUUUCGGAUCUCCCCCGUCCCCAUCCCAAACUCAUCCCCUGGCUUGGAGAAGGACGAACAAGAUUCGAAUGACAUGCUUCAGUGCGUUGUCUGCGGAACGCCAGUGGAAGGCGAAUCGUUAUCGAUCACCGAAGAGGAGUCAAGUUCACCAGGAAGUUCUGCUAUGAGCGAUGUGGUGGAAGAGAUUCCUUUGAUUGUUGAAAGAACAGACGAUAUCCGGAGGAUACUGGCAUUGGAAACUGGUGUCAAUACGCUAUUGGCAUUAGAAGAUUCAUUGGUUCCGUUAACUGUUGAUCUCCUUCAAUGCGAAAUACGCGCGACAGCAUCUGAGCCCGGUCUCCGUGAAUAUCGCAGGAAAUGUACCAAAUGCCUUCGGGGUCUUGUGAACAAGCACCAUGUCCUACCGAACUCGCUGUUCGUUAACGAGAUCAUGAAGGAGGGUAGCCAUCCGUUAUGUGGGGGUGGGUUCUCGGACAUAUGGAAAGGCACCUCUGGAGAUCAGUCAGUAUGCCUCAAAGUGUUACGUGUACACAUCCAGGCGAGCCAGAGCAAGAAGGAUAAGAUUGUACGGGAAUUCUAUAAAGAGACUCUAUUAUGGACGCAACUCAGCCAUCCGAAUCUUCUGCCGUUCCUUGGUGUUAAUACGACCCUGUUUCCGCAAGGAUUUUGUCUGGUAUCACCAUGGAUGGUGAACGGAGAUAUCAUAACGUUUCUGGAGCUGAAUCCUGGGCAUGAUAAGCUUACUGUGAUCGCGGAAAUCUCAGCCGGAAUGUCGUACCUUCAUUCGUUCAAGAUCGUACACGGCGAUAUCAAAGGGGCAAAUGUUCUCGUCGACGCAAAUGCCCGAUGUCAUCUAGCCGACUUUGGCCUUGCGAUAACGACUGCUGAGACGACCGCUUUGUUCAACUCGACGACGAGUAGUAUGAAAGGAUCACUUCGAUGGAUGGCACCAGAACUCUUCAAACUUGGUGUUGGUGAUACUGGUGAGAAGCCUAACGAGUUGGCACGAGAUAUAUACGCGUAUGGGUGUACGGUGCUCGAGAUAAUAACAGGAAAACCUCCAUUCCCUGAUCUUAUCGACCCGAUGGUUAUGUUUCAAGUUGCGGUGAACGGUACAAGACCAGCUCGACCGACUGCAGUUGAUUGGUGUCCUGACAAUGUAUGGGCUUUGGUUCAGCAGUGUUGGGUGCAGCAGAUGCAUCUUCGGCCGAGAGCGAGUGAUGUUCAUUCGUAUCUGGAACGACUGUUGGCUGCUCGUCGGUUUGGAAUACCUUGGGAGCAGGAGUUUUUGGAGCCUGUUGGUGGAGGCUAAGGUCCUCUGCUCAAUACCUCCUGAAGGAAUUAAUGUCUAGAAGUAGGCCUAGGUCGAGGCGCUCUCUCGAUCGUUGUGGCUUGGUAUCUACGGAUGGCCGUAGGAUGACUACACGCCAAUCUCACCCCCAGGCUGCGCUUGAGGAAGUUAAAGCUCGGUUGAUGCGUUAGCGAAGCUGGAAGAUUCGCUAUGGCACCGAAAGGAGACUGCGGAUAUCGUUGGGAUCGCUGAACAAUUUGGAAUAAGGAGUAUCUAGGGAGGAAUAAGUACAUAACUACAUGUACACAAGUAGCUUUCGUUGAUUUGGGUUUUCUAACAACCCAUCGUUUCCUC
This is a messenger RNA of Marasmius oreades (fairy-ring Marasmius), 2883 nucleotides long. RefSeq lists its product as uncharacterized. The record is from RefSeq and is a predicted model, not a curated record. Gene Ontology annotation, molecular function: protein kinase activity; RNA binding; ATP binding. The transcript has 11 exons. Gene Ontology annotation, biological process: protein phosphorylation. Lineage: Eukaryota; Fungi; Basidiomycota; Agaricomycetes; Agaricales; Marasmiaceae. Bases 19 to 2550 code for a protein of 843 amino acids.